Molecule: messenger RNA, 1235 nt
Organism: Theobroma umbraticum
Lineage: Eukaryota; Viridiplantae; Streptophyta; Magnoliopsida; Malvales; Malvaceae
Product: mitochondrial carrier protein CoAc1-like
Biological process (GO): transmembrane transport
Source: RefSeq, a predicted model, not a curated record
AUGGACAAUGAAGGUUCUGAUAUCGGUUUUUCCAAUGAGGAUGACUCUUUUGAAGAUGAACAAGUUCAAAUUGUUCAUUCUUUGCCUUAUUUUCUAUUGGAGUUAAUCGCUGCUGGUGCUUCAAGCUCCUUUGCAAAAACUACAGUUGCUCCAUUGGAGCGAAUCAAGAUACUUUUGCAGACUAGGGCAGAAGGAUUUCAUUCAGUUGGGGUGUAUGGCUCAUUGAAGAAGCUAGUGAAGUAUGAAGGUCUUAGGGGGCUAUACAAAGCAAAUGGUGUUAGUAUCCUUCGAAUGUUACCCCAUUCUGCAUUUCAAUACAUGACAUACGAACAAUAUCGGAGUUUGCUGCACUACAAAUGCCCAUCUGUAGGAACAGGGCCUCUGUUGAAUAUUUUAGCUGGCUCUGCAGCUAAUGGAACAGCAUUUUUAUGCACUUAUCCCUUGGAUUUGGCUAGAACGAAGUAUGCUUACCAGGUGGUGGAUCGAAGUCAAAGUGGCAGUUAUGGUCUUAGAUGUAUCCAUUCGGUUCAUCCUGCACACCAAGGGAUAAAAGAUGUCUUCAGGACUGUCUAUAGAGGAGGUGGAAUGCUUGCUUUCUAUCGAGGUGUAGGUCCAACACUUGGUGGAAUCCUCCCUUAUAAUGUUUUAAAAUUCUAUGCUCAAGAAGAGCUCAAGAGAUGGGUUCCCAAAGAACAUCAAAGCUCCAUUGCAUUGAAUCUCUCUUGUGGCGCUUUGGCUGGCCUAUUUGGACAAACUGUCAUGUAUCCAUUGGAUGUUGUUAGGAGACAGAUGCAGGUUGACAUUCUGAAUCAGAGUGGUGCCAGGUACAAUAACACCAUUGAAGGUCUCACAGCCAUUAUUCGUGAUCAAGGAUGGAGACAGUUGUAUGCAGGCUUAUGCAUUAAUUAUAUGAAGGUUGUUCCUUCGGUAGCCAUUGGUCUUGCAUCAUUCGAUGUUAUUAGGUGCUGGCUUCAUAUCCCAUCCUAGCAGUUUUUGAUCAGUAUCAGCUGCAGAAAGAGAAGGUUUUCCAUUUUCCCCUAGAGAAAAGUAAAGAUUGUUCGAGGUGAAACACCAUCUCAAGGCCAGCUAGGUGUGAUCUGCUUUGGAGGAGAGCAUUUUCAUAGACUAAGCAAACAAAAUGUUGAUGUUGCUAAUACAGGAUUGUCUAAAAGAGCAAACCGCAGCUUUCUGCAGUCUAUGUUGAUCUGCUUCUUGCUGGAUUAGUUAUUUUGUAU